AUGUGUCGUCUGAAGAUGUUUUCCUUCAACAAGCGGUACCACAUGGAUAUUGCUGCUUUGAUGCUGCCGGAAAAAACAAAAAAAGCCGGAGUAAUCCAGCCAAAUGGUCCUCCUGGUGGUGGAGUGGUUAUAAUUCUGAAAGACUCCUAUCGUUCUACCAAGAUCGACAUAAAAUUUAAUCUGAAGACGCUUGAAUACCUAUGUGUAUCAUCGCUUUCAUAUGGCUCCAGUAUAAUUAGUUGGGUUGCCAUCUACAGACCUGGUUCAUCACAAAUCAUAUCAACGUUUUUCGAUGAAUUUCGUCAACUUCUUGAAAAACUCACAAAGCUUGGUGACACCAACGCUCAACAAAGGUUUGAGUUCAAAGUUCACAGCAUCAUGGUCGAUCAGCCAAUCAUAUCUGAUCACAGUUUGAUAUAUGAUUCGCUGGAUAUUGAACAAAAAAGUCUAGUUUGUCUAGUCAACAAAAAAAGGUCAGAAUCGUUGAGAAAACAUAAACUGUUUGCUGCAAAAGAACAAGGAAAUUGGGAGUCGUUAAUUACCUCAAACUCCGGAAAUUCUAAAGUGCAUUGGAGCAUAGUCUCAUCGUUAAUGGGUAAAAAAAAGACAGGGGCGUCGCCAACUGAAUCCAUCUCGGCCAGUGACUACCUGGGGUACAUUCUUUCAAAAUCAUCAACGACAUCGGGUGUAAUUCCGGUAGAUCAUUCGAAAUAUCAACGAACUGAUUGCCGUCUUGAUCACUUUGAUCAAAUUUCAUGCGAUGAUUUUAAAUCAGUGAUAUUAUCAACGCCUUCAAAAUCAUGUUUGCUUGACCCAGUCCCGACAUUCAUUUUGAAAGAACUCUUGGGAAUACCGCUCCCAUUUUUGCUCCAGGCUUCGAAGAUGUCACUUUUGCUGAAAAAUAAUAACAAUAAUAAUAAUAACAACUUAAAUCGCGAUAAAGCUAAGCAACUGAAGCCAGCCAGUGCGUCCGCGUUUUGGGAGACGGGCAACGGCACAGGAAAGAGUGUUGAAAACGAAUAUACCAGCGGGCCACAGGAAAGGCUGAGGCUGUGUUUAUUUAUGAAUCCAAAUUACUUGGAUGCCAAACUGAGUACGAUUAACCUAGUAGUUCCACGCAUGCUGUAUACGCAGAGUCUGCAUCUUCCACUGUGCUGGCUAAAAUUGGAGGGUCUCGUGGCCGAGUGUUUAGCGUGUCUGUCUACCACUCCCACGACCCGGGUUCGAAUCCUGCAGUUUCUACAGGUUUAUCCGGUUAGCCGACCCCUGGCCAACCCAGCCGUUUAUCCUUUCGAGGCUGGUAAAUGGGUAGAUAACGUAAGCUGUCGCAUGUUGGCCGGCGAGAUGGCUCAGUGGUUCAAAUGCUCGCUGAGUCAAACAUCUCCAUAG
This is a messenger RNA of Helobdella robusta, 1389 nucleotides long. RefSeq lists its product as hypothetical. Lineage: Eukaryota; Metazoa; Annelida; Clitellata; Rhynchobdellida; Glossiphoniidae. The record is from RefSeq and is a predicted model, not a curated record. Bases 1 to 1389 code for a protein of 462 amino acids. The transcript is spliced from 6 exons.